AUGGAGGAUUCCGUCGUACGGAACAUCUCUAUUCAUGAUAUCCUCAACAGCAAGUCUAGUCUCCCGUUCACAACCAGAUCAGCCUGGCGACAGAUCCAACACGACUGUCCCGACCUUCGUAGAGUACACGCCCACCUUAAUCAGGGAACACGCCCGUCCAAGAAGCUUACUAAUAUUCGGGAUGUUAAGCGCUAUCUCAGUUCUGUUUCUAUUGCUAGUGACGGACUUCUUGUGGUCAAGCACACUCAGUCGUUCGUUCCUGUGGCGGAAGCAAUCGUUGUCCCGAGGUCCGUCCUGGACGGCCUUCUUACCGCCCUUCAUAUCAAACUCAACCAUCCAACCCGCCAUCAGUUUCAAACGGUACUCCAACGCCAGUUCUUCGCUCUGGACAUGAAUGAUGCCAUCUCUCGCGUAACAUCUGCCUGCCACACUUGCGCCUCCCUGAAGUCGUUUCCAAGCUCCUUGGUCAAGCAGUCGUCUGACGACCCCCCAGAGGUCGUAGGCGUCUCCUUCGCUGCCGAAGUAACCAAACGCUACCGUCAGCUGAUCCUAGCACUGCGAGAAUGCACCACGUCCUUCACUGCUUCCUGCUUGGUACAUGACGAGAAACACGAUACCCUCCGUGACGCCCUCACACAGCUAAUUGUCGGUCUCCACCCACUUGACGGCCCAAGAGUAAUUAUACGUGUAGAUCCCUCCCCCGGCUUUCAGUCCAUGGCCAACAAUGACUCUCUCAACCACCUGAACGUCACAAUCGAUGUCGGUCGCGUUAAGAACAAAAACAAGAACCCAGUCGCUGAGAAGGCUGUCCGUGAACUUGAGGAAGAGCUCAUCAGACAAGAGCCCGGUGGCAGACCAGUAAGUGCAGUUGGUCUUGCUCUCGCCACUGGCCGUCUUAACUCCCGUCUUCGCCUUCCUGCCCUAUCAUCUCGCGAGUUGUGGACUCAACGCAAUCAGUUCACCCACGAACAGUUGCCGUUGUCUGAUUACGACCUCAUACUUGGUAAACACGAGCAACGUUCCACUAACCUUGCCUCCAGUGAGAAGUCUAAGAACCCCCGCGGUCUUGUUCCAAACACGCCUUCACUACAGGUUGGCGACAUUGUAUGCCUCAUUUCCGAUAAGGACAAGUCUCGCGCGCAUGAUCGCUAUAUUGUGGUUUCCAUCGACUUCCCUUGGUGCUUCGUUAAGACGUUCAGUGGUUCACAACUGAGGGCCACCUCCUACAAAGUCAAGUUGUCCGAGUGUUACGCUACUUCUCCCUCCGUUAUGGUGGCCGAUCAUUCUGGUCCUCCGGCUUCUCAAGACCAGGAUGAUGAGCCUUCUCCGGUAACCCCCGCUGUGCCUGCUGCCUCAGUAUUACCAGAGUCACCUCCUCCCGCGCCGCCUGAGCUUACCUCGGUACCG
Molecule: messenger RNA, 1407 nt
Organism: Porites lobata
Lineage: Eukaryota; Metazoa; Cnidaria; Anthozoa; Scleractinia; Poritidae
Source: the annotation of a GenBank genome assembly